GCCAUCGCAGAUAGCUGACGACACCACUCCUGAAAAAGACGGUGCCAGCAUGGCGUUUACUUUAUAUUCUCUUAUCCAGGCUGCAAUUUUAUGUGUAAAUGCAGUUGCAGUUUUGCACGAAGAGAGGUUCCUGAGUAAAGUUGGCUGGGGUGCGGACCAGGGCAUCGGAGGGUUUGGUGAUGAACCAGGAAUUAAAUCUCAACUUUUGAAUCUUAUUCGCUCUGUAAGGACAGUUAUGAGAGUGCCCUUAAUAAUAGUUAAUACAGUGUGUAUUGUCUUGCUGCUACUGUUUGGAUAAAGAGAAGGCAGCGGUAGAUGGAUUGGAUACAGGAAUAAAAGCAGAAGAAGCGCUGGAGUGACAACAUCCUUGUUCUGCAAUGUGUCUGUGGAAAUGUGCUGAGCAUUAUGUUUUCAUAUCAUUAGAAGUAUUGUUAGACAUAUUUGAUAUUUCCCCAUUCAUAUGUACAUAUUGUAUGCAGAAUUUGAAAUAAAUGAAGACAAAACCAAAUCUACAGUCACCCUUGAGGCUGUGGGGCCCUAGACGAGAUCUUGAGCAUGGACCCCAAAAUGAAAAAGGACACACGGGGGCCCCUUCAGCAUGCCAGGGCCUAGGCAGUCGCCUGUAUGGCCAAAUGGAUGGGCUGGCUCAGUAGUGCUGAGCGUGUGACCAACAGUUUUUUUUUUGUGUUUAAAUGAUCGAUCAAUGUCUUUGAUUAUUUGAAUUGUCUUAAUUCAGAAGAUAAACAUUUGUUUUCCUCCGAA
Messenger RNA from Conger conger (European conger), 762 nucleotides. RefSeq names its product immediate early response 3 interacting protein 1 (gene ier3ip1). NCBI's taxonomy places the organism in Eukaryota, Metazoa, Chordata, Actinopteri, Anguilliformes, Congridae. The transcript has 3 exons. Bases 50 to 298 code for a protein of 82 amino acids. Gene Ontology annotation, cellular component: COPII-coated ER to Golgi transport vesicle; Golgi membrane; endoplasmic reticulum membrane. The record is from RefSeq and is a predicted model, not a curated record. Gene Ontology annotation, biological process: endoplasmic reticulum to Golgi vesicle-mediated transport.